Molecule: messenger RNA, 1653 nt
Organism: Aureobasidium namibiae CBS 147.97
Lineage: Eukaryota; Fungi; Ascomycota; Dothideomycetes; Dothideales; Saccotheciaceae
Exons: 4
Coding region: 1-1653 (550 amino acids)
Biological process (GO): amino acid transmembrane transport
Cellular component (GO): membrane
Molecular function (GO): amino acid transmembrane transporter activity
Source: RefSeq, a predicted model, not a curated record
AUGGAGGAUAAUAGUGAUGUGAAGGAGUUUCCUCAAGUGACCUCUGCUGUCACCAAGGAUGUCGGCGAUGUCGAGAACGCUGGUGCUCGCAAUACCCACACUAAGAGAGGUCUAUCCUCUCGACAAAUCCAGUUCCUGGCUCUCGGCGGUGCUAUCGGUACUGGUCUGUUCAUCGGAAGCGGAGCCACACUCUCCGCAGUCGGCCCUGCUCCUCUGCUCAUGGGCUACAUCGUCAUGUCCUUUGUCGUCUACGGAGUCAUGAACGUCCUUGCGGAAAUGACCACCUAUCUCCCUCUUGAGGGUCUCUCCGUCCCUUACUUUGUCAACCGUUUCGUGGACCCCUCUCUGGCUUUCGCUAUGGGAUGGAACUACUGGUACACCUUCGCGAUGCUCCUCGCCGCCGAAGUCACCGCUGCCGCAAUCAUCAUCCAAUACUGGACCGAGAGCGUACCUGUCGCCGUCUGGAUUGCCAUCAUCCUACUCGUCAUUCUUGCACUGAACAUCAUCGCUGUUUCCUUCUUUGGAGAAGCAGAGUUCAUCUUCUGUUCGAUUAAGAUUCUUGCUAUUCUUGGGCUUAUCGUUCUUGGUAUUGUGCUGUUCUUUGGUGGUGGACCAAACCAUGAUCGUCUUGGGUUUAGAUACUGGAAAGAGGGGAAUCCUGGAGCUUUCCACCCAUUCAUCGCUAAAGGCAACACUGGAAAGUUUUUGGCGUUCUGGUACGCCUUCAUCAAAUCGGGUUUUGCUUUCAUCAUGUCACCCGAGUUGGUCGUCACCGCUGCUGGAGAAGCAGAAGCUCCUCGUCGCAACAUUCCCAAGGCAGCGAAUCGCUUCAUCUACCGACUGUUCGCAUUCUAUGUGCUGGGAACGCUCGUCAUCGGAGUCACUGUGGCCUACAACGAUAAGAGUCUUCUCAACGCCAUCAACAACGGAGAACAUGCCGCCGGCGCAUCGCCCUUCGUCAUUGCUAUCCAGAACGCUGGUAUCAAGGGCUUGAACCAUGUCAUUAACGCCGCCAUUCUGACUUCUGCUUGGUCUUCUGGAAACGCAUGGCUAUUCUCUGGUUCCAGAAUGCUAUACUCCCUUGCUCUCACCAAUCAAGCGCCGAAAAUAUUCCUUCGCUGUAACAAGAAUGGUGUGCCUUGGGUUGCAGUCCUCUUCACCUUCGCCAUCGGCUGCCUGGCUUUCUUGAACGUCAGCAGCAAUGGAGCUACAGUCUUCAACUGGUUCACCAACAUCACCACCAUCUCCGGCUUCAUCGCCUGGAUCGUCGUCCUCAUCACCUACAUCCGCUUCCGCAAAGCAAUGAUUUUUCACAAUAUGCUUGAUGCCCUACCCUUCCGCACACCUCUUCAACCAUACUCUUGCUGGUUCUCACUCGUCGUGAUGGUGUUGGUUACCUUGACAAAUGGCUUCUAUGUCUUUGUUCCUUCGAGAUGGAAUGUUUCAGACUUUUUGGUUUGCUACAUCACCAUUCCUAUCUUUUUGGUAUUGUGGUUUGGACAUAAGGUGUGGAGUAGGAAUUGGAGGUGGUGUAUUCCGAUCAGAGAGGUGGAUGUGUGGACAGGUAAGGAUGUUGCUGAUGCGGAGGAAUUGGAGUAUGAGGUCCGUGAACCGAGGAAUCUGGCUGAAAAGAUUUGGUUCUGGAUUGUUUGA